Molecule: messenger RNA, 4382 nt
Organism: Ruditapes philippinarum (Manila clam)
Lineage: Eukaryota; Metazoa; Mollusca; Bivalvia; Venerida; Veneridae
Exons: 2
Coding region: 1278-2108 (276 amino acids)
Source: RefSeq, a predicted model, not a curated record
UUUGUCAGUUUUGUGGAGUAGAUUUUUUUAUGUUUUUACUAUAAUAUUAUAUACAUAUAAGAAAAUCUAUGACCCCUGGGGGCGGGGCCAAUUUUGACCUCAGGGCUAUAAUUUGAACAAUUAUCUUUACUACUUGAUGAUUCCUGCCAAAUAUCUGACCUCUAACAUUUGUCAAUUCAGAUGAGACAAUUUUUAUUUUUUUGAAUAUACAUGUAUGUAUAUAAGGGAAAACCUAUGAUUACCCGGGGUGGGGCCAAUUUUGACACUAUGGGCAACAUUUUAACAACUUGGUAGGGGAUGUAGAGACUAUAUUAUAUACCAAUUAUGGUAGCUCAAGGCCUUGUACCUUUAGACAAGAAGGUUUGUUGUUUUUUUUUAAAUUUCUUUCAACUUUAUACUUUUAAGGGAAACAUAUGACCGCCGGUUAGGGAACAAUUUUGAGCCCAGAGCUUUAAUAUGUACAAUCUUGUUAGAGGUCCACGACACAAUGUUUCAAACCAAAUAAUUAAACUCUAGCCUUUGUCAAUUACGGGGAGAUUUUUAAGUUUUUACUAUAUACAUAUGGGGAAAACCCAUGCUCCCCCCGGACGUUUUGAACAUUUUUGGUAGUGGAUCUAUAAAUGCUACUAUAUACUAUAUAUCUAAGCUAUGAGCCUUGUACCUUCAAACAAAAAGAUAUUUUAAGUUUUUAAUAUAUACAAGGAAAACAUAUGACCCCGAGGUGGUUCCAAUUUUAACACUAGGGACAUAAUUUUAAAACCUUUGGUAGAGUACCUACAGAUAAUAUCAUAUACCAAAAAUCAAAGCUCUGGGCCAUAUAUAUUUGAUGUAGAAGAUUAUUUAAAUCUGCAUUUUUGAAACUUUUUUUCUGGCCCCGUGACCUUCUUAUGAAACAGACCGAAACCAUUUGAACACUUUUGAAAAGGUACUACACAGGGAUCAUUCCUGCAGCCAUUGGUUUCAGAGAAGAUGCUGUUUAAAGUAACUGUUGAUGAUGCAGGAAGCACAACGCACGGCGACGACGGACGACGGACGGUGGGGGGAAUAGCUCACGGUCAGCACGUUGUGCUCAGGCGGGUUGAACAUUUUCUUCUCUGAAUUGACAAAGGCUAGAGGAGUAUACAUUUAUACCAGACGAUAUAGAACAAGGACUAAUUGCCGCUUUCGGAGACGACUUUGAAUCAUGUUCAAGGGCUCUUUUCUUUUUGUCCGAAAGUAUAGCUGGAAAGUGUGCCAAGCCAUUUAUUAGGACACUUGAAAAUGUGUUGUCUAAUGCGAUGCUUUUCAAGACAGUGGCAGAGAGGAUGGUAAAAGACACAAAGACUGUGGAAAAAGACUCAAAAUUUCGACAAGUAAUGUAUGAUAUUUGGAAUAAUGAAUUGAAAGAUUUGGUAAAUAAACAUCCUGACGGUGGAUCAGAAUUGGCUUUGGCAAUCCAGAACAAACUAAUAACAAGUCAGUAUAAGGUUCUGACUUAUUGUUUUUUGAGAGCAGUUUCACAUUUUCCUCAUGGAGUUGUAGGAAUGAUAGCAAAUAUACCGGAAGGAAUGGGUAGACAAGUAGCUGUGAUUGGAGGAUUAAAUCUUGUUGUUGCCGUACCGCUUGGGCCUGUUGUUACGGUUGCCCUUGCGGGAGUGUUUCUCGCAUGGGAAGUUAUCAUGAAUAUUAACCGAUGGUGGAAUGGGGAAAUAACUGGCAAACGAUGUGUAAAGAAUAUAAUAGAUUGUGGAGUCGGUGUAGCUGCAGGCAUUGUUGGUGGAUGGACGGGACAAGCGAUCGGUGGUUUUAUAGGCUCGGUUCUUGGCCCGAUAGGAACGACCUGUGGUAUGGUUGUUGGUGGCGUCGUAUGUGGGAUUUUGGCUCAAAUCAAAGCUACACAACUGUGUGAUCUCCUGACACAGAAUUUCUUUGGCCUGCCUAAAUCUGAGGCAUUAGAAAAUGCAUAUAGCUUCCUCGAUAUAUCAUUCAACGCUUCAAAUGGCGAUGUUAAUUCACGGUACAGACAUUUAGCUCUACAGUUCCACCCGGACAAAGGCGGUGACCCUGAGAUGUGGGCCAAACUACAAUAUUCAAUGGCCAUCAUAAGAAAGGCAAGAGGAGAACCAUAAAUUGGUUCGAAUCAUUGUAAUACAAUAUUUAUGUGUACACACAGCUAAAAUGACUGCAAAACUGGUUUAGCAUCUGUAUUUAUGUUAAAAAUUUAAUUUUGGUCAUAGUUCGUUUUUUUCUUUUGGUGCUGUGUAAAUGUAUAUAUCAUUUGUAUAUCGAUGAUAAUGUGUAUUUUGAAAAGAAACUUAUUGCUGAAUCAUUUAACAAAUUUUAUACAACAGUUGCAUGUAAACUUGUUGAAAAGUUGCCAGAAAGUAUGCAUAAAUUUGGUACGAAUUUUGUUAAUACUUUUUAUGCAAACAAGGGUGUUACAGUUUUUCUUUUUCCAUUGUUUCUGAAAGUAAAGUUCUUAAAUACUUAACUUCAUUAGGUGUCAAAAAAAGCUACUGGCUUAGAUGGUAUACCCUCAAGUUUUAUCAGAGAUGGAUCCCCAGUUAUUGCUAGUCCAUUAGCUCAUAUCAUAAACUUAUCCCUUAACCAAGGUCAAGUCCCUGAUGAUCUUAAAUCUGCAAGAGUUGUUCCCUUCUAUAAAAGGAACGACAAAUAAAUUGUCUGUUGGUAAUUACCGGCCUGUGUCCAUUUUAAAUGUUGUAUCUAAAAUCCUUGAAAAGGUGGUUUAUUACCAGGUUGAAGCUUAUUUUAAGGAUAAAGAUCUGCUGUAUAAAUUUCAAUCAGGUUUCAGGAGUGGCUUCUCUACUGAUACUUGUCUGAUUCACCUUACAGACUUUAUCAGGUAUGAAAAUGAUAAAGGUAAUGUUGUUGGUAUGGUGCUGCUGGAUUUGCAGAAAGUGUUUGACACAGUCGACCAUUCCAUUCUUUUAAUGAAACUGCAAGCAUCAGGUCUUAGUAUUGACGUCCUAAAUUGGUUCAAAUCAUAUUUAUCAGAUAGACAGCAGCUUAAUUGUAGAUGUCUCUGGUACUUAUUCUUCCAAUUCCAAAAUAACAUGUGGUGUUCCUCAGGGCUCAAUCCUUGGACCCCUUCUCUUUUUAAUUUAUGUAAAUGAUAUGUCAGCUGUGGUCAAAAAUAAAUUGAUUUUGUAUGCUGAUGAUUCUGGUAUCCUUGUAUCUGGUAAAAGUUUAUCUGUUGUUGAAAAGGCAUUGACAGAUGAUAUUGAAUAGGUCAGCCAAAGGUCAGUAGACAAUAAGUUGUCAUUGCACUUGGGUAAAACCGAGUCAAUUUUAUUUGGGUCCAGGCAAAAGCUUAGGUCACAAUCUAACCUGCAUAUAACCUGUUCUGGUACAUCCAUUGAAUCAACUUCAUCUAUCAAGUAUCUUGGGAUUACUAUAGACCAAAAUCUGUCAUUUUGCGCCAUGGCCGAGUCUGUUCUUAAGAAGGCCAACUCUCGGUUAAAAUUUCUUUACCGCAAGAAAGAGUUUCUUACUCAGCAUACCAAGAAACUUCUGGUUAUGUCUCUUAUUCAGUGUCACUAUGAUUACACAUGCUCUGUUUGGUAUAAUAGCUUGACACAGUCUUUAAAAAAUAAGUUACAAACUUGUCAAAACAAAAUAAUGAGAUUUGUACUUGACUUGGACUCCAGAGCCCAUAUUGACCCAUCCCACUUUAUGUCCCUUAACUGGUUACCGGUCCACAAAAGAGUUGAUCAGAUAAUGUUGUGUCAUGUUUUAAGAGAAAAAAUGGCCUAUCUCCGGGUUACAUGUGUGAACACUUUAUUAAAUAAGUUUAUUUCCCAAGAUUCCAUACAUAAUUAUAGUACAAGACUUAGUCAAAAGGGUGGGUAUUGUCUACCUUAGGUCAAAGGCUAGGGUUCUAAAUCCUUUGCUUUCUCUGGUAUUAAAUAAUGGAAUGAUUUACCUGUAGAGUUAACGGAGAUCAACAGGUUACAAAGUUUUAAGGUUGCCAUCAAAAGUCAUCUUAUGAACAGUAUUUAAUUUUUUUUACCAUGUUUCGGCUCAGGAUUUUAAAUUGUCUGCUAUUUAUCUUUUUACAAUUUUAGUAAUGUGUUUUAAAUCCUAGCUGUAAACAGGAGUAUCAUUAACUCAAGAUUUGACUGUGAUAUACAUUUUUAUGAUUUAUUAGUAUUUUUAAACAUGAUUAUAUUUAGGUUUGCCUCUCUAUGUCAUGCCGCCAAUACAAAGGACCACAAUGGAAAUAAGAGCUUUUUUUGCCCUUUUUUGUGUUAUCCUUGGUUUUGAUGAGCAUGUCAUAGUUUUCUCGUACGUGAUAUAGUAUUUAAUAAUGCUCAUUAUUUUAUCCUAUGUUAUAUUGUCAACUAUGUAUAUGCUUCCUUUGCCGUAAUAAAUCUAUCUAUCUA